Molecule: messenger RNA, 700 nt
Organism: Drosophila bipectinata
Lineage: Eukaryota; Metazoa; Arthropoda; Insecta; Diptera; Drosophilidae
Molecular function (GO): heme binding; transmembrane monodehydroascorbate reductase activity
Source: RefSeq, a predicted model, not a curated record
UAAGCCAACUGAAAUAAAUAUAAAAAAUAAAAUGACUGCAGGAAAAUCCGAAUCCACCUCCGUGGUGCAGCACAUCGAAUCCGGUCUGUACGUGAUCAACCAGCUGUGCAUCGGAUUCGUGACCAUUUGGGUUAGUUGGACCUGCCUUCGCCAGGACCUCGCCGGCAUUCGCCUCCACGCUUGGCUGGUUACAUUCGGAUUUGUGUUCCUGAUGGCCGAGGGCAUGAUGUGUUUCUACGAUGGCAGCUGGCUAACCCUGCGCUACUCCCGCAAAUAUAAGACAGCAUUCCAUGUGGUGCUCCAAGUGCUCGGCGGCGGCAUGGGCGUAGCCGGAUGCCUCAUUCAACUGAUUCGGGACGAUUGGUCGGUCAGUGUGACACUACAUGCCCGUCUGGGCUUCGCCGCCUUCAUCCUGUGCCUGAUUUCCCUGCUAAGUGGACUGGCAGCGGUGCUGGCGAGGUCCAUAAACCGGGUGGUUUCCCCACUGAUCAACAAAACCUUCCAUGUCGUCCUGAGCUUUGCCGCAUUUGUGAUCGCAAUGAUGGCUCAGUUCUACGGAUACACCCAAACUGGAAUUUUCCGUGGCCAAGGCCAGGACUUUGUAAUCCUCAUGCAGGUCGUCACCAUGGUGGCCAUGGUCCUGACAAGCAUAGGAGCCAUGAAAUCCCUGUACCAAAAAUUCGGGAGCUUGGCUAGUUAG